Messenger RNA from Cornus florida, 984 nucleotides. RefSeq lists its product as uncharacterized. NCBI's taxonomy places the organism in Eukaryota, Viridiplantae, Streptophyta, Magnoliopsida, Cornales, Cornaceae. Gene Ontology annotation, biological process: chloroplast organization; regulation of DNA-templated transcription. The record is from RefSeq and is a predicted model, not a curated record. The transcript has a single exon. Gene Ontology annotation, cellular component: chloroplast. Gene Ontology annotation, molecular function: double-stranded DNA binding. The coding region runs from base 1 to 984 and encodes 327 amino acids.
AUGAGGACUAUUUAUAUCUGCAAAAGUCUUAUCUCUCUUUCUCUCAAGAACACUUCACAUCUAAACAAAACCCCAAUAUCUCUUCUCUCUCUACUCUUCAUCUCUUCCUCUCCAGAAACCCCCAUUACGGUGGCCUAUUACUUGAUUGAUAGACACAAAUUUUCUGUUGAAAUUGCUUUGAAAGUCUCUUCCGUCGUAAAGUAUGUGAAAAGGCCCGAAGAGACCGAUUCGAUUCUUUCAUUUCUCCAGGAAAGUGGUUUUGCGGAUACCCAUCUCGAGCUUCUCAUCAAACGCAUGCCUGAAAUUCUCUCUUCAAAUCUUGAGCGCACCAUCAAACCCAAAUUCAAGUUUUUUCAAGACUUGGGUUUUUCUUCUGGCGAUGUUGUGGAAAUUGUUUCGUCUCACCCAUGGAUUUUAAGUACUAGUGUUGAUAAACGGCUUGGCCCGUCGAUUUUAGUAUUGAAGAGUGUUUUUGGUUCGAAUAUGGAUGUGUAUGGGCUUUUAAAGAGACAUGGGGGGUAUUUGAAGAAUGAUUUGGCGAAAACUAUGCUACCCAAUAUUGAAUUUAUGAAGAAUUGUGGUAUUAGUUUGUCGCAAAUAACCCGAUGUGUCUACAACUGCCCAAGAUUUUUCUUGAAUAAACCGACGAGAAUUAGAGAAAAUGUGAAGAGGGUUGAGGAGUUGGGCUUUGACACGAAGUCUAAGAUGUUUCUUUGUGCAAUUCGGACUAUUAGUUCGAUGAGUAUAGAGAAAUGGGAGUUGAAAUUGGAGGUCUUUAAGAGUUUGGGAUUUUCGGAAGAUGACAUUUUGUCCACUUUUAGGAGACAGCCUCAGGUUUUUGCUGGGUCAGAGAAGAAAAUUAAAGUGAUAACACAGCUUUUACUUAGCACGGGCAAAUGUGAUAUCUCAUAUGUUGUUAAUAACCCAUUCUUUCUUGCCCUCAGUGUUGAGAAUAACCUUAAGCCACGGCUAAGAGUUCUGUAG